Molecule: messenger RNA, 2634 nt
Organism: Diplodia corticola
Lineage: Eukaryota; Fungi; Ascomycota; Dothideomycetes; Botryosphaeriales; Botryosphaeriaceae
Exons: 3
Coding region: 1-2634 (877 amino acids)
Source: RefSeq, a predicted model, not a curated record
AUGCCGCAUUCUAGAAACAUAGCCGUGUACUUAGACUCCGCGACCGCAGGAGAGCCACCUUGGACAGCUGCGCGCUGCAACAGACUGCUUCGCCCCGUUACGGCGCAGAUUAGAGUUGUAAGGGAGCUCGUCUACCCACAGCUGCACGCAAGCGCGGCGUCUUCAUCGGCGCCUUCGUCCAAGGAUGAGCCGCCCUCGUGCGCCAAGCAGCAGGAUGACGAAGAAACAGAGGGCGCCGGCCGUCGAAGGGGCGUCGACGAUCCAGACUGGAUUCCAAAUGCUGCUGAGAAAAAGGGAAGCAAGCGUAUUUACAGCAACCGCACCUCCAAGGCCGAAGCGCGCCCGGCGCUUCAUGCACGCAAGCCUGGCGAGAUCUCCAUGCCCACGCCUCUGAUCGUCCGCCAGGUCAGCUUGAACGGCUCUCCACGCGCAGCAUCUCCAAAGCCUGCUAGUGGCCAGUCUUUACAGACUCCCAAGAAGCGCGCCUUCUCGAUGCUGAACCGUAGUCAAAAUGGCAGGGUUAACAAUAGAUUGACCAUUCAGCAGCGGCGGCACAUUGACCGCCUCUUGCAGGCAUUCCGGACUCUACUUCACGCAACGCAAAGUCAAGGGAGGAGCCGGGCAACGAGAACUGGUACGCGCUCGUUGAUGUCUACCUGCCUGCGCCAGGUCCCUGUCUACAUCGAAGGCCGACAGGAAUGGGAGGAUGAGGAGAACGACCACAAGGUGGAUGCCAGUGAAGAAGUCUACGAGGAGCUCGAACAAAUGGGAACGGCCGCGGGUUGGCGACCUCUAAGGGAAGUCACGCGUGCUCACGGGGUUGCUCUUGUCACGGCGGCUGUUGAAGACGAACUUCUGGACAUUAACCACAUAAAGGAGCUUGUUAGUUUGUGUCGCGAGUCGCUCGCUUACGACGAGGCAGAGGGUAUCCUGACCGCAUUCAUGUCCGCCACAGCACCAUUCCCGCCGCCGAAGACGGCCAAGGACGACUUCAUCUACUCCGACGCCCGACAGUUCAGUGCCAUCGCUACGGCCUACGCUUGGGCAGAGGCAGUGGAAGCAUGGUCUUUCUUCUACCGCUUACUACGCAGCAUGCUGACCUCCAACCUUCUUUCCGUUGAGUGGACCGCAACCAUGCAAUUCAAGGCUGUCUGGAGUAGGAUUAUUCAACACAUCUCCAAUGCAAGGGACCCGGCCCACGCAGAAGCUUGCAGACUCGCCAAUGCCUUCCUUCCCAUUGCGUGUGGCAAAGCCUUGGUCCGCAUCAACGAGGAGUCUCCGGGCUCGGAAGCCAAUUGUGCACAGCCAACGGGCGUGAGCAGCGCGGUAAAGAAUGCCUUGAACACCACCGUUGCAUCUCUAUCGGCUAUUUUCGCAGCGAUAUGUCUCCUUCCGGACAGAGAGGCAAGCUUUGGCAGAAGAGGCAAAGAUGCGAUCCAACAUACGCUCGAAAUGACUGCUACAGACAUCACCACGGACGUUCUCGAAGGCCAUUUCGACGACGCGAUUUCCGGUUCCAGCUCGAUCAUCGAGCGGUUGAGCAAUGUCCUUACAUGUGCUAUCAUUGUUGGUGUUUGCACAUUCGAUCGCGAUCCGAACAUGGCCGCAGCGCCGGUUCCACUCUACAUCAGAGCAUUGGCACGGCUUGAAGGGAUAACCCAAGAACAGUUGCUGAAUCUCCCUGGCAUUGUUUGCUCGGUGGCUGAAACGUGCGGAAAGGCGUAUUAUCCGAAGACGACACAGAACGUUUUUCUAGUCCUAAGGUCAACUGUGGAGGCGCUAAAGUCCUAUCGGCUGUCAUCCUUCGAUGACGGCAAAUUCACUGGACCCACUGCUUCCAGCAGAUGGGGGAUCGAUUGGGCUUCUUCAUGGAUCUUGAAACGCCUAGCUCUAGAUUCUGCCCACGAGUUUGCGAAUCGAUCUCGGGGCCCCGAUUUCAGCGACGGCGGCGAGUAUCUGCGGUACACGCUCGAAAUCGAGAAGGAAAUGGAAAACAUCCAGAUGCCACAGCACAACAUCACAUUCUUCCACAAAGACGCCGACUACCACGCCGGGUACCGUUGGGACUCGGGCAUCUCGGAGUGGGUCGAGGCCACGCCUCUCGUGCGCAAGUCUCUCACGCAGCCCGCGGCCGAAGCCGAAGCCUCCCCUCCCGAACCGCCAUCGACAUCGACGCCAGCGAAAUCAUCGAAGGUGGUGUCGACUCCAGCGCGCCCCACGCUAUCACAGCUCCUCAUGGCGCAGAGCCCCGACGUCCUCGGCAUCAAGACGCCCGCCGCGGCCUUUUCCCAAAGGAUUGCUGCCGCCGCUUCGGCUCCUCCCAGCACGCCCGUGAUGACCAGCACUCCUGCCGCGCUCAAGGUUCUGCGGAACGAUGAUGAUGAUGACGAAACGGCGUCUGAAGGCACCCCGUCCGUCGAUAGUUCUGGAGGGUACGAGACUGAUGAGCUCGCCCUCACCAGUCCUGUCCGGCAGGCGAGUCCAGACCGGCUGCCCGCAAGCAAGCGGGCAAGUGAGAGCGGCGGCGGCGCUGCUGCCAUGGCUAGAAGCCGCUCGACGACGGUUGCUACAUUGAGCGCAGCGUUGGGCUUGGAUGGCGCCGAUGACAGCGAGGAUGAGCUCAGUUUCCUGUAG